AUGUCAGGCCGUGGUAAACAGGGUGGCAAGGCUCGCGCUAAAGCCAAGACUCGCUCCUCGCGGGCGGGGCUCCAGUUUCCCGUGGGCCGCGUGCACCGCCUGCUCCGGAAGGGCAACUACUCCGAGCGAGUCGGGGCCGGCGCGCCUGUGUACCUGGCGGCGGUGCUGGAGUACCUAACGGCCGAGAUUCUGGAGCUGGCGGGAAACGCGGCCCGGGAUAACAAGAAGACGCGCAUCAUCCCGCGCCACUUGCAGCUGGCUAUCCGCAACGACGAAGAGCUCAACAAGCUGCUGGGCCGUGUGACCAUCGCUCAGGGUGGUGUGCUGCCCAACAUCCAGGCUGUGCUGCUGCCUAAGAAGACUGAGAGCCACCACAAGGCCAAGGGCAAGUAA
Budorcas taxicolor (takin) is the source of this 393-nucleotide messenger RNA. RefSeq names its product histone H2A type 1-B. Gene Ontology annotation, molecular function: DNA binding; protein heterodimerization activity; structural constituent of chromatin. The record is from RefSeq and is a predicted model, not a curated record. The coding region runs from base 1 to 393 and encodes 130 amino acids. The transcript has a single exon. Lineage: Eukaryota; Metazoa; Chordata; Mammalia; Artiodactyla; Bovidae. Gene Ontology annotation, cellular component: nucleosome.